GCCAAGAAGAGCUGGGCAGUCCAGUCCUACACAUAAUACUGCCCCUUAAUAAUAAAGUCAUCAUUGACUUCUACAGAAAACACCAGGACACAAACUCCCUGAUUUGUAUAUUGAUAUAUUUAAAAGUUUGGCGGAGGAAAAAACAUGGAUUUGCCGGAUAUUCCUUUCCCUCUGUCCUCCACAGAUGACUUCUAUGAUGACCCUUGUUUUAACACCAGCGACAUGCACUUCUUUGAGGACCUUGACCCAAGACUCGUGCACGUCAGUCUCCUAAAGUCGGAAGACAGCCACCACAACGAGGACGAGCACAUCCGGGCGCCGAGUGGACACCACCAGGCCGGCAGGUGUCUUCUAUGGGCGUGCAAAGCCUGCAAGAGGAAGACCACGAACGCGGACCGCAGGAAAGCGGCUACCAUGCGGGAGAGGCGACGACUCAGCAAAGUCAACGACGCGUUUGAGACACUGAAGCGAUGUACCUCCACCAACCCCAACCAGAGGCUCCCAAAGGUGGAGAUCCUCAGGAACGCCAUCAGUUACAUCGAGUCGCUGCAGGCCCUGCUGCGUGGAGGACAGGAGGACACUUACUUCCAGGUGCAAAUGGAUCCCUACAGCGGGGACUCGGACGCUUCCAGCCCUCGGUCCAACUGCUCCGACGGCAUGAUGGAUUUCAACGGUCCCCCAUGUACAACGAAGAACUAUGACAGCUCUUACUUUAAAGAAACGCCAAAUGAUUCCAAAAGCAAAAAAUCGGUCAUUUCCAGCCUGGACUGCCUCUCGAGCAUCGUCCAGCGGAUCACCACGGAGCCCGCGGCCAGCACUCACACGUGUCAUGAGGGGUCGGAAGGCAGCCCCAGCCCUCCUCAGAGCGGCUCCGAGGACGCCAGCCCCUUGUCGUCUGACAGCUGCGGGACGACCUCUGGGGACCCCAGCACAAACUACCAAGUGUUGUGAAGCCUACGAAACCUAAGCAGACUAAUUUAUUCCAUGAUUGCAAGCAAAGCUAUAUUCCUAUUCUAUUAGGAUAAACGUAGGUGGCCCCAAAGUCACACGUAAGUAAGAAUUAAGACACUUCCUAAUGCCCAAGUCCUUUUUCUGAAGCAGUAAGCCUACAAACGAAACGCCUACUGAAAUCCAAAGUUUGAGUAGCAUGGCAAUGGCUGUAUUGUGAACGCUGGCACAGGCCUACCAGCAGAAAAGCGCAUCAUGUAGCCUAUUUCAGAGGAAAGCAGCCGAACUAUGCCGUCUAUCCGCCUUCCUGGGGCUGUUAACGUGAGCCUAUGCAUUUACGUUUGGCACGUCUGCAAGAUAAAUGGAAGAUACCAAAGAAUCAGGCGCCGUUGUUUAAAACAUGCCAUCUUGAGCCUACUGACCGAUUGAGAGAAACGAAGCGGACCAUUUUGUACCAUUGUAAAAACAAUUCUAAAAAAGAAAAGAAAAUGCUGAUAAAAAGCAAGCUCAUCAAAGUUCCCAAACACCCCUAAAUAUGGUUUAGAGAUGCUUGAUACAUUGUUUCAAACGUUUAAAAUGUUUAUAUAUUUAUUACGUGUGAAUGUUAUUUCAAUAAAAAUAUUUAUAUAUUUUAAAUUCUGGUGUUUUUGUCCGAGUUGACUGCGAAAGCGCGCCAACAAAUUCUGCUCUUCAUGAGAUUCUAGCGUUUUCUUUGAAAAUAUCUGCAAUGCAGUACAAACAAGACAAUAUUCAAAUGCUUACCAACUGCCUUCGAUCAAAAGAAAAGUAUGCUUUGAAUUUUUUGGUUUGGAAAAAGCCACGGAAAUCAACGAAUAGCCUAUUUAGUUCAUAACAAUUUAGGCUAUAGGCCUAUCAAACCAAAUAAUUAUCCAAAAGGCCCGUCCAAGCAGGAAUGCAAUUGGUUAUCCUAUUUAUUUAACUGAGACAUUUUUAGCGAGAUUGUUAGCCUUGUGUAGGCUAGAUUACAGAUUUUUAUUUUAUUUUGAUUAAAUAGGCCUAUGUUUGGGUAUCGUACAAAUGUACAAAAUAAGAAACCAUGUUGGAGCCUAUUAUAGCAGUAUUCUAGAGCGUUAGAGUGUACAAUAUGGUUCAACAACUUUUUUGAAAGCUUUAAGUGGCUUCCUUUUUUGUAAUAAUAAUGAUUGUAAUAAUAAUAACAAUUAUGUAGACCUAUGUGUAAUAUAUUGACAAAAAAAAAAAUCAUCAAUCAUUAAUCACAAAUCAAAGGUGAAUUUCUCCUCAUACACACACAUUCAGACCCCGUGUUCUGUAUGAGGGAGUUUAUUGCGCUGUAAAGGGCAGAGCUACAAGUCAGCUGGAGGGUCAGUCACAUGUAUUUACAAAAAAAAUCAGAAUAUAACAGCGGUCCGGUAUUGAGGAACAAUAGAAAUAAGGGACUUCAGUUUAAUAAUAGAUAUUGUCGUAGAACAUAAUAAUAAGACGGUAAGAGCAGUCCAGUGUAUGUUCUUUGCACAGAUCUCGCCUGGUCCUGCGGGGCCUGGUGAUCGCGAGGCCUCUUCCCCAGCGGCGGAGCAUGGCUCUACUUCCUGCGGCGGGCUG
Gadus chalcogrammus (walleye pollock) is the source of this 2529-nucleotide messenger RNA. RefSeq names its product myoblast determination protein 1 homolog 1-like. Bases 145 to 951 code for a protein of 268 amino acids. The transcript has 3 exons. Gene Ontology annotation, biological process: regulation of transcription by RNA polymerase II; positive regulation of myoblast differentiation; muscle organ development. NCBI's taxonomy places the organism in Eukaryota, Metazoa, Chordata, Actinopteri, Gadiformes, Gadidae. The record is from RefSeq and is a predicted model, not a curated record. Gene Ontology annotation, molecular function: DNA-binding transcription factor activity, RNA polymerase II-specific; protein dimerization activity; RNA polymerase II cis-regulatory region sequence-specific DNA binding.